Molecule: messenger RNA, 2579 nt
Organism: Pangasianodon hypophthalmus (striped catfish)
Lineage: Eukaryota; Metazoa; Chordata; Actinopteri; Siluriformes; Pangasiidae
Product: SLAIN motif-containing protein-like
Exons: 9
Coding region: 256-1992 (578 amino acids)
Biological process (GO): cytoplasmic microtubule organization; microtubule nucleation; positive regulation of microtubule polymerization
Cellular component (GO): microtubule plus-end
Source: RefSeq, a predicted model, not a curated record
GGGUAUCUGGUUCACAGGCAGGUGGGCGGGAUCUUUCAUCUGAUUGGUCCAUCUAGAGUCGGGUUACUCAGUGCUUCAUAACAAACUGGCUAGUCAGGGAAACAGCUAGCCAGCCAGCCAGCAAGGCUAGGUUGCAGUAAGAUAAUCGUACAGGCAGAACGAAAAGUAGUAACUCGGUAAAUAAAUUUAGAUGUAAAUGUUGCAGCUAGGCUGUCGGUGAUUUAAGAUCUGGACACAUUUGGUGAGAGCGGGAGAAUGGUGGUUCCCGACAGCGGAAGCGGGGCCCAGCAGGCGGACAGCGGCAUGGUCCCGGGGUUCGAAGACGAGCAGGAUGGAGUGGAGCUGGAGGAGGUCCGCAAGUUGCGUGAACUCGUGCGGCGCCUUGAGGUCCAGAACGAAAGCCUGCGGAGCAGGGGCACCACGCAUCGUCUCGGCACGAACACUAACGAGAGAACACUGUGUGAGGACACUGGCACCAGCUCAGGCAGAGACUUCCAGACUUUGUCUCCUCCUCAGGACAGCGUUAGUCAGGACAUGUCUCCUCUUCCUGAAGCCACAAGGCUGGAGGAUGAAGAAGAGAUGGAACAACACAGCCCAGUUUUUAAUCUUCCUUGUGCCGCUGCACCAGGGCACACUCAAGAACACACACACACUAGUUCUUCUCCUGAUAGCUAUGAUUCAGAGACAAUCGGCGGGAGCGAUGCAGGCGUGGACCAGUCCGCUCUGGACGAGGUGGAUGUGCUCGACUUGGACGACUGUGCUGAUAUCAAUGACGAAGACUGCUGGUUGUACGUAUCUCCGAAGAAGCAGGUACAGACGGAGCAGGGCCCGGAGUCUCCUCUGAAAUGGUGCCGGAAGGUGCUUGAUCACCCGAGUCCUGAGACCGAGGUGGCUUGCAGGACGCUUCUGAGCCGUCUGGAUCAAAGCUCAAGAUGGAGGAACAUGUACAGCAGCCCAUCGCAAACCUCCGCGGGCUCAUCAGCCGAGGCUGGCUCCUCUCAUUCUCCUGGGUACCACAAAUCAACUAACAAAAACCUACUAACCUGUGGCAGCUCAGGUUACAAGAGCAUGCACUCGGCGCUGAGCUCCCAGUCCUCCAUCGACAGCGAGCUGAGCACGUCAGACGAUUCCAUCUCAAUGGGCUACAAGCUGCAGGACCUGACAGACGUGCAGAUCAUGGCUCGGCUACAAGAAGAGAGUCUGAGGCAAGACUAUGCUUCGAGCUCGGCCUCGGCAUCCCGGCGGAGCUCUGCGGCUUCACUGCACUCAUUGAAGCGAGGCACCUACAGUGAUCAGGAGCUGGACUCCUACAGCUUAGAGGAUGAAGAGGCAGACAGCAUGCCUUACACACACGUCCACCGCCGUCACUCGCCUUCUCCUGGCACCUCACCUCGCUGUCCAUCACCUGCAGGUGGCACACGUGUGCCCAGGCGCUCCCUUCAGGGCACGGCGCCAGAGCUCCUCAAGUUUACUCGGAGUGAGGAGGAGUUAAGACACAGCAUGCCUAACUUGGCCCCACGCACCAGCCUGCGCUCGCUGGAGGCAGUGAGAAACAGCCGCAGCAUGGAGGCUAAUCUGCACAGUUCAGGCAGCCGCAUGUCCCGCCUGCCCCAGUCCCCCACAGGUGUGUCCAACACCCGAGUAAGAGGGAGUGGCCAGUCACCGCUCUUGUUGCGGGCUCCUGUGAAAGCUCUCAGCCCUGUAGGCAGCAUGGCUGCAGUGCGACAGUCUGCAAGAACUACUGCUGGAGCUCAGGGGCACACUCCAGGAGCGCGGAGGGUGCAGUCACCGGGGCCUGCCAAUGGAGCAGCUUACUCUGCAGGCAGGACUGCUACCACAGGGCCAAAGCAAGCAGUGGGCAGAAGCAUGACACCUACUGCUCCAGCUAACUCAAAAAGCAGGCUUGCCCAGACCCCUAGAAGCAGGUCUCUGGGAAUGACAAAAACCUGUGGUCCGAUAUCAGACGAUUCCUGGAAGGAUGGCUGUUACUAAAGCUUUUGUCAUUCUCCUUUACACACUCCUAGAAAACGUCCGUAAAACACCUCUGCCUUUAAAAACAUCACAGGGACGCUGGACACACCAAGGCCAGAAGCAGAAAGGCACAAAAACACACCAACCCUGGAAAGUUUUACUCCAGCAUGAAUCCUCUUACCCCCACUGCCACACUAGCCAGACAAACGCUAAUGGAAAACCUUUGACACGACAUGAUUUAUUUCAUCAGACUUUAAAAUAGGCUGUUUUUUUUUUUUUUUUUUAAAUGCCAAGCUGCUUUAUUUUUAUGAUAACUGGAGACGAUGCUGGAAAAAAAAGUGUUGUAGUGUAUAAAAUACCUAGAACAUAUGUAUAUGUUGUUUUAACAAUUAAAUUUUGAAAUUAAGUGCUUAGAUCUUUAUUCAGAACAAUUGGAUGCUCUCUCUUUGUUCUUCCAAAAAUGAAGGAAAAUAUGUAUGAGCUGUUUCAGUGGAAUUUUAUGACAUACCUUUUCAAGGCACAAAAAUACAAAGUCUAUGCAGUCUUCCAUCUUCUCAAAAAGUUAAGAAAGCUAUAAUAAAAUUCAAAGUCACUGGGUUCUGCUUCAA